This is a messenger RNA of Cheilinus undulatus (humphead wrasse), 943 nucleotides long. RefSeq names its product eukaryotic translation initiation factor 3, subunit F (gene eif3f). NCBI's taxonomy places the organism in Eukaryota, Metazoa, Chordata, Actinopteri, Labriformes, Labridae. The record is from RefSeq and is a predicted model, not a curated record. Gene Ontology annotation, molecular function: translation initiation factor activity; metallopeptidase activity; translation initiation factor binding. Gene Ontology annotation, cellular component: eukaryotic translation initiation factor 3 complex, eIF3m. The coding region runs from base 44 to 865 and encodes 273 amino acids. The transcript has 8 exons. Gene Ontology annotation, biological process: translational initiation.
ACAUGUUUUCACUGCCGCCGGUUCCCACUCCUCCUUUUCCAAGAUGUCGGUGUACGGGCCAGUGGUGAAAAUUCACCCCGUGGUUCUCGCUUCUAUCUGCGACUCUUACGAACGAAGAAAUGAGGGAGCGAGCCGUGUGAUCGGGACCCUUCUGGGUACCACUGACAAGCACUCUAUCGAGGUGACCAACUGCUUCUCUGUCCCUCACAAUGAGUCUGAAGAUGAGGUUGCUGUGGACAUGGAGUUUGCUAAGAACAUGUAUGAGCUCCACAAGAGGGUGUCGCCCACUGAAGUCAUCAUUGGAUGGUAUGCCACAGGCUUUGACAUCACAGAGCACUCAGUGCUAAUCCAUGAGUACUACAGCCGUGAGGCCACCAACCCUAUUCACCUGACCAUCGACACAGCUCUGCAGAGUGGCAAGAUGAACAUCCGUGCCUACGUCAGUGCACAGAUGGGUGUGCCAGGAAAGACAGUUGGAGUGAUGUUCACCCCCCUGACAGUCAAGUACAUCUACUAUGACACUGAGAGGAUAGGAGUGGACCUCCUAAUGAGGACACGAGUAACUCCGAGUCGCACCAAGGGUCUUACAUCUGAUCUGUCCCAGGUGGCCAGCUCUGCAGCCAGAGUGCAGGACAUGCUGACCACUGUGCUCGCAUACAUUGAGGAUGUGCUGUCUGGUAAAGUGACAGCAGAUAACAGCGUGGGCCGAUUCCUGAUGGACCUGGUCAACAAGGUGCCCACCAUCUCACCUGAGGACUUUGAGAACAUGCUCAAUUCCAACAUCAAUGAUCUGUUGAUGGUGACCUACCUGGCUAACCUCACCCAAGCACAGAUUGCUCUUAAUGAGAAGCUGGUGCUUCUCUGAGAGGAUUUCUUUACAGUGAUUCAUAUUUAAUUUUGUAUACUUUUUGGCUGAGGUGAAUAAAAGUUUAAAGCAGUCAAA